Messenger RNA from Oncorhynchus keta (chum salmon), 3798 nucleotides. Its product is annotated as zinc finger protein 37-like. Gene Ontology annotation, biological process: regulation of transcription by RNA polymerase II. The transcript is spliced from 2 exons. Bases 132 to 2177 code for a protein of 681 amino acids. The record is from RefSeq and is a predicted model, not a curated record. NCBI's taxonomy places the organism in Eukaryota, Metazoa, Chordata, Actinopteri, Salmoniformes, Salmonidae. Gene Ontology annotation, molecular function: RNA polymerase II cis-regulatory region sequence-specific DNA binding; DNA-binding transcription factor activity.
UUUAUCGCUGUGGUAGCUAGUGGGAACUCCAAGCGGUCCCCAGUCGCUAUUCAUAGACGUUGCGGUAUUAUGUACUGUAUUUUGCUGCUUUCAUUUUUUCUUGUAGCUAGCCUGCUAGCUAGUUGUCAACAAUGGGCGAUAGUGAGCAGGUAGAGUGGACGUUUAUGAAAUUAUACCUUAACGAUAUUGGAAACGCUCUUUCAGAUAAAUCUGGAACAUGGAUGUCGAAAAGAAAACCGGCUGCCUAUCAUGAAGAAGAACAAGUAGGGGUGACACCCACUCAAAGGUCUGAGAGGCAGCUGAGAACUCCCCAGAGAAACUCCAGGUGUCAAAGUCCCAGGACACAUUCUAAACACCUGACAGAAGAAGAGAGGGGCUUUUCUCCUGUGUCUGGGUCUGGGGAGGAGAGCGACAAGGAGGCCUCCCCACCAAAAAGGAGGACCACAAUAAGCAGCUCAAAAAAGACAAGAACCAAGUCUCACACAAAGGAUUAUGAUGACUGUUCUGGGACAGAAUCUGGCAAGCAGCCAGAGAAGAGCACACAAAGAAAGAAAGGGCACAGCAACUCAAAAAAUAAUAAGACUAAUACUCACUGUAAGGAGGAAGAUAAUGACAACUUGUCAGACAAACCAACUGUGGUGGCUUCCCCCGGAAAAAGGAGCAGGCAAUGUAGUGACUUCAAUGUAUUUGAAGCAGAGGCUGAACCAAAUAAUACUGUGUCUGAGCCUGAGGUGGAGGUAGUUGUGGAGGGGGAGACUGAAGUGGCGUCUGCUUCAAAGAGGUGGAAACAGAACAACACCCCCAAAACAACUAAGCAUCAUGCCGAGGACAAAGCUGAGAGUGAACAUUAUGAGUUGGUAGAACAGGCUGACGAGACUCCCAUUAGAAAAAAACUUAGCAAGUCUAAAAAGAUAAGAACGAGGACUCCCUCUGAAGACGUGACGGAAGAUGAAAGUGACCACUUUGAGACGGAAGUACAUGCUGCAGCUGAAGACACUACCCUCAGAAAAAGACAGAGGAGGUCGAUGGAAUCUAGAAAGAAGAGCUCCAAGAGUCCUUCGAAGAAAGCCAGUGAUGCAGAGAGUGAUGGUGAAUCAGGCAAACAUGUUUCCAAGAGUCUGCCUAAGGACUUACAUGAAGAAGAGAGUGACCAAGAUGCUGAGAAGCAGUCUAAGAACCUCCGUGAGGAGAGUGACCAAGACUCUCAGACGGAGCCUAAAGGCUUAGGAGCAGAGAAUGAGAUAGAACAGGAGGUGUUACCUGCAAAGGGAGAAAGAGGACCCAAGAGCAUGAAGACCGUGAAGUUAGAUUCCAACUCUGACUCUGAAAAUGUCACUAUUAAAAACAAAGGCAAAAAGCAAGGUGCCUCGGGUUUGAAGGCACCAAGAGUAAGAUUUAGACCACCUGUAGAGAAAAAGAAAAGGGUGAAAAUACUUCAUAUUUGCAGUUUCUGUGAAAAGGUCCUGCCUAACAGGGAUGCUCUGGGUAGGCACCUUCAGCGUCACACAGGGGAGAAGCCUUACCACUGUGAAGAGUGUGGCAAAGACUACGGCAGCAAAAACACCCUGAAGAUUCACAAUAUGCAGGUUCACCACAAGGGGACAAAGGACUUCAUAUGCAAUGAUUGUGGUCAACAGUUUACCCACUUCACGUACCUCAAACGCCACCUGUACUCCCACACGGACAAGGAAAAGAGGCCACACCUGUGCAAUGUGUGUGGGAAGCAUUUCAUCCAGAAGUCUCACUUGGACCGUCACAAGAUGAUUCACACCGGAGAGAAACCAUUCAACUGCGAACACUGCGCCAUGGCCUUCAAUCGGCCGGACUCCCUGCGGAUGCAUCUGAAGCUACAUGUGUCGGGUAGUGAGGGGCCAAAUCUGGCAGAGCAAGAGAAGACUAAGUGCACAGCGUGUAAGAAGAGCUUUGUCAACCCAAAUUACCUCAAAGUCCACAUGAGAAUACACACGGGGGAGAGGCCAUACAAGUGUGAGGACUGUGCCAAGAGCUUCACCCAGAUCAGUAUUCUCAACGCGCACCGGCGCACGCACACUGGAGAGAAGCCACACGAGUGCAAGGCGUGCGGCAGCUGCUUCACCCGUCGCAAGUACCUGGAUGAUCACAUAGGCAGAAAGCAUGGUUCUUUAGAGCAAAUGAAUGAACAGCAGGAUGAACAAUGAUACCUGAGUUUUUAGGUGUUGUGACUUAAUGUGUGUAACACAUAAUAUAAAUAUUGAAGAUCAGGCAAGGCUGGACUGUUGCCUAGUAGUUUCUCUUGUGAUGUUGCAGGAUGUUUUUUCCUGUCAUGCCAUGAUAAAAAUACUGUUUUGGCUUUAUAGUGGCGCCCAUUCUGAAAAUGGAUAUGUAGCCUUCGAGAUCAUUCCUUUGAAUCUAUACUAAACUUUGAUGGUCCACACAAUUUACUGUAAUGUUUUAUUGGUUUGCAAAAGUAUGUGGACGGCUGCUAGUCGAAUGUCUCAUUCCAAAAUCCUUGGCAUUAAUAUGGAGUUGGUCCCCCCCUUUGCUGCUGUAAAAGCCUCCACUCUUUUGGGAAGGCUUUCCGGGGCGGCAGCGUAGCCUAGUGGUUAGAGCGUUGGACUAGUAACCGGAAGGUUGCGAGUUCAAACCCCCGAGCUGACAAGGUCGUUCUGCCCCUGAACAGGCAGUUAACCCACUGUUCCCAGGCCGUCAUUGAAAAUAAGAAUAUGUUCUUAACUGACUUGCCUGGUUAAAUAAAGGUUAAAAAAAAAUAUGCUGGAACAUUGCUGCAGGGACUUGCUUCCAUUUAGCCACAACAGCGUUAGUGAGGUCGGGCGCUGGUGUCGGGCAAUUAGGCCUGGCUCACAGUCGUCCCAAUUCAUCCCAAAGGUGUUUGAUGGAGUUGAGGUCAGGGCUCUGUGCAUGCCAAUCAAGUUCUUCCACGCCGAUCUCAACAAACCAUUUCUGUAUGGACCUCGCUUUGUGUACGAGGGUAUUGUCAUGCUGAAGCAGGAAAGGGCCUUCCUCAAACUGUAGCCACAAAGUUGGAAGCACAGAAUUGUUGGAAGCACAGUUAUUGACAGACAAUUUUUACAUGCUAGGCGCUUCAGCACCUGGCGGUCCCGUUCUGUAAGUUUGUGUGGCCUACCACUUCGCGGCUGAGCCGUUGUUGCUCCUAGACGUUUCCACUUCACAAUAACAGCACUUACAGUUGACUGUGGCAGUUCUAGCAGGGUGGAAAUUGGACAAACUGACUUGUUGGAAAGGUGGAGUACUAUGAAGGUCACUGAUCUCUUCAGUACUGGCCAUUCUACUGCCAAUGUUUGUCUCUGGAGAUUACAUGGCUGUGUGCUCGAUUUGAUACACCUGACAGCAAUGGGUGUGGCUACAAUGGCCCGAAUCCACUAAUUUGAAGGGGUGUCCACAUAAUAACAUGAUAGACACUUAUCAUCAAUGUACAGUAAGAUCUAUUAGGUUACAAUUGGGGGGAGAGGAGACUGUCAGUGUGGUUUAUUUGCGUCAUACAUAAUUAACAAUCAAACUGGAGAAUAAAUUCCAACAAAGUAACAUGACUUAAUUCAUAUUUCCAUUUUCAUUGACAAGUAACUGGGCUGAUACUCAACCAGAUUUUUGUGGUGUUUUUAAACCAUUAAGCUUUAUGCUUACACACUAUCAUUUCUUGUUCUCCAUGUUGAAUCAAUUGUUUUUUAUACUUUGAAUUGAUUGCUUGGUGGUUUUUCUUCUUUUGGACUGAAAAUACAUCUUCAGGUUUAAACCAAAUGAAGUGUUUGAAACUAAGUGUAUCUGACAUUUUCUCCUUGC